This is a messenger RNA of Sphaeramia orbicularis (orbiculate cardinalfish), 2703 nucleotides long. Its product is annotated as leucine-rich repeat-containing protein 19. Gene Ontology annotation, molecular function: signaling receptor activity; protein binding. Gene Ontology annotation, cellular component: plasma membrane. Lineage: Eukaryota; Metazoa; Chordata; Actinopteri; Kurtiformes; Apogonidae. Gene Ontology annotation, biological process: interleukin-8 production; positive regulation of non-canonical NF-kappaB signal transduction. The record is from RefSeq and is a predicted model, not a curated record.
CACAGUGGGAUAAAAGAAGAGGAGAAGGGUUGAAUACUUUAUUAUCACAAUAGAAUCUUAAUGUAGAUUCUUUUAACAAGUGUUCUGAAUACAUCUAAAGAAUAGAGUAAAAGCAAAAGAGGAUCCACAGGCUGAUUUAUUAUAAAUGUUUAGCUAAGAGAAUAUGUCAGCCUUCAGGUUUUACAAGUUCCAAAGGUCUUUUAUUGUUCAUGCUGCUUCAGCAAACAGCUGAGUUCAACUUCGUCUUACCUUAGUUCCUGCACAAAUACAGGGUAGGAUCAUGGACAGGUGUCAGAAUCGUCUCCUUGUGCUGUCUCUGACUGCAGUGAUUGCACUGAAUACAUUGGGCAAUAAUGCUGAGAUUGUGGAACAACAUGUAACAAAUCUGACCAGCAAGCUCCUGCGAGUCAUUCCUCCCCGUGAAAACAAGUCCUCGGUCACUAAACUGAUUCUGGAGAGGAACCUGAUCAGUCUGAGUGAGUCGGACCGGUCAGCUCUGGCUACCUACAGCAAUCUGACUGAUCUACACCUGGAUGAGAACCUAGUCAUCGACAUAGGAGCAAAGUACUUCUCUGUAGUACCACACCUCAGGGUGCUGUCUCUGUCCUGGAACAACAUUAGCAGCCUGGAUCCUGAGGCUUUUUCAGGUUUAGAUGACUUGAGAAAGCUGGACCUUUCCCACAACCUACUCACAAAUCUUCCUGUUGUACUGCUGCAAGGGCUGAAGCAUCUACAGGUGUUGAACCUACAAGAAAACCCCUGGAACUGCUUGUGUGAGCUGCUGCAGAGCAUCAGAGAUGUUAAAGAAGCAGGCAUUAGCUUUGCUGCUCCUCAUGCCACAUGUGCUUCUCCAGAAGAGCUGACUGGAACUCAUCUUCUGGAAGCUACAUCUAUGUGUUUUCAGUCCAAUACAGACUCACCAAAACCACCACUAACAUCCACGAUGCCAAGACCUGCGCUCACAUCAAACCAGAGCUCCAACAACAGCAGAGACCAGACACCUACACCUGUGCUCGGAAACACAUGGAAGUUCACAGCCUGUGUUGCAGCCCUGGCCCUGACCACGUCCAUUCUGAUUGUAUGUGCUGUGAAAGGCCCUUCCUGGUACAAGAUCCUCUACAACUACCGUCACCACCGACUGCACCAAGCAGACGAGGGUGACGACGGGGAGAAGGUUGCGUCAACGGCGUUCUCUCAACACUGGCACCAUCAGACGUACAGUUUGAACGAGGGAUGGCAAGAGGGUACAGCACAUGAGGAGGAAGAGGAUGAGUACUUUGAGGAUCCUUACAUCAAGAGAGAGGAGUGAGAUCCUGGAGAGGAGUGGACUUUAAAUGACACUAGAAACAGCAGCUUUACUGGAGAGCAUUUAUCUCUUCACAUAAAGACAAUCUAUCCUUGUGUGUCCUUAAAGCUGGGUGCCAACUGGUGUUCUUUAUUUCUUCAUAAUGCCAUACCUCAGGGUGCUAUUUUAGUAUAGCUCUUAUUACGAGAGUGAACCAGAUGGAUUACUUAUUAACAGGAUAUAUAAAGUAUAUAUACCACCGGCUCUGUUAGCUAAGCCGUAUCACAGUUUUGUCAGUUUUGUUUGUGGAAUAUACCAAUAUCUAAAACUAAAGUCUCUGAAAAUAGCAGCAAAUAAAUAAUGCCCCCUAAAAGCCCUAAACUGAUUAAAUAAUAUUAUGAACCUCAUAGAGGUGUGAUUUAUUAUUCGUUAUACUACAAUAGCUCAACAGCUGCAGAAAACACUUGGUCUGUUUUUGCCUCUUAAUGAUACAUUAUGUAAAAACUCUAUAAACUGUAAUUUUUAAUGUGAGAGCAAAUGAAUAAUGGCUCAAUAAUGUAAAGCGCUUUGGGUGCCUUGAAAAGUGCUAUAGAAAUAUAAUCCAUUAUUAUUAUUAUUAUUAUUAUUAUUAUUAUUAUUAUUAUUAUUAUUAUUAUUAUUAUUAUUAUUAUUAUUUUAACUCCAUGUAAUGAUCACAGAAGGAUGCAAAUACUGCAUAUGGACAAAUAUUAUUUGGAGAGUGUACCAGUGUUUUAGAAUUCCAUUUUGUUAAUUGCUGUACACGUUUAUUGAUUAGGAUAAUACCCUUAAGAUGAACCAUCAUUUUAGAGAGGGUCCAACGUUCAGUGAGAAUAAACAUCUAAAAUUCUUAACCUAGGUGCAACAAAAAAAUAAUUAUUUCUGUAUAUUUGCUCAGUUAAUAUAUAAUCCUUAAAGCUUCUGGUUGUAUAAACUUAAUAUAUUAUGUAAUAAUAAUAAUAAUAAUAAUAAUAAUAAUAUUCAGUUACAAUAACUCAUUCAAUGAAUAGAAGGUUAAAUGUUUGGCUGAUGAGUAUCUAAUUCAUGAUUUUAUUUCUAGCAGGGUUUCAUUAGUGUGAUGGUAUUUUGACAGAGCACUGUAAUAUUUAACAAUGCCACAACAUAUAAUAAUUUCUAACAGAAUGUGAUGGGGUCUGUGUUGUAUAUUGCAUUCAAGCUGUUUACAGUAACAAAAUGUGACAAAAUGUGACUAAAUAAUAAAUAAUGAGGUUUUGUUUUGUUUUGUUUUUUACAUGAAUUGAAUGUCAUUAUACCUGUAGUGUUGUGAUGCUAAAUUCUGCACUGCUAGUCAUUUCAAAAGUGCAUUCUGAAAUACAAUUUCCCCACUGUGGCAUCAUCUUGAACUAUAUAACUAUGUGUAAAGGCAGAUUUAAAGCAGU